Abrus precatorius (Indian licorice) is the source of this 2174-nucleotide messenger RNA. Its product is annotated as pentatricopeptide repeat-containing protein At2g36980, mitochondrial. Bases 269 to 2161 code for a protein of 630 amino acids. The record is from RefSeq and is a predicted model, not a curated record. NCBI's taxonomy places the organism in Eukaryota, Viridiplantae, Streptophyta, Magnoliopsida, Fabales, Fabaceae. Gene Ontology annotation, biological process: RNA modification. The transcript has a single exon. Gene Ontology annotation, molecular function: protein binding; RNA binding.
UUUGCAUUUUCAUUUCCAGGUAGCGGUAGUAAUAGACAAAUGAAGCAGAACUGCUUUGAAAUUUAUUUAAUUUUUAGUAAUAGAUAUUCAAGUCUUAAAAAUAACAAAUCUUGUGUGUUAAAUAUUCUCUCAGCUUUGUUAAUUAGUAGUUCUAUUCAGCUGGAAUAAGACUAUUUUUUGUAGAAGAUAUAUGUUGUUUAGAAAAAAUCUAUUUUUUUAUAUUUCUUUUUCUUAAAUUCAUUUAUUUUUUCGUAAAAAGAAAAGCUGAAUGAAUGGCAUGCGCUCUUAUUUGUUCCGUACUACGACUAAGAUUGUAGAGUUAGGACGUUCAGGUAAAAUUGGGGAUGCUGUCAAACUGUUCGAUGAAAUACACCACAAAGAUUCCGUUGCUUGGAACGCCAUGCUAACUGUUUAUUCCCACCUACGACUUUACCAACACACUCUCAGUCUCUUUGGUAGCAUGAGAAUCUCCCAUUCCAAACCCGAUGACUUCUCCUACUCUGCAGCCUUAAAUGCAUGUGCUGGGGCAUCACAUCUUCGUUUUGGAACAACACUUCAUGCUUUGGUUGUUGUUUCAGGCUACCUGUCCUCUCUCCCCGUCGCUAAUUCCCUUAUUGACAUGUAUGGAAAGUGUUUGAAUCCUGAUGAUGCUAGAAAAGUGUUCCAUGAGAGGACUGAUGCUAAUGAAGUGACAUGGUGCUCACUUCUUCUCGCUUAUGCAAACUCUUGCCAGUUUGACAUGGCUCUUGAAUUGUUUCGUGGCAUGCCACAAAGGUUUGAGAUUGCUUGGAAUACAAUGAUUGCGGGUCAUGCUCGUUGCGGGGAGGUUGAAGCUUGCUUGCAUUUGUUUAAAGAGAUGUGUGACAGCGUGUGUCAGCCGGACCAGUGGACUUUCAGUGCUCUCGUGAAUGCUUGUGCUGAGUCAAUGGAGAUGUUAUAUGGAUGCAUGGUGCAUGGUUUUGUGAUUAAGUCUGGUUGGAGCUCUGCUAUGGAGGUGCAGAACUCGAUUUUAAGCUUUUAUGCUAAAUUAGAAUGUCACAGUGAUGCUAUGAAGGUGUUUAAUUCCUUUGGAUCUUUUAAUCAAGUUUCUUGGAAUGCCAUCAUUGAUGCACAUAUGAAAUUGGGGGAUACCCAGAAAGCUUUUCUUGCUUUUCAGCAAGCCCCUGAGAGAAAUGUUGUUUCUUGGACUUCUAUGAUUGCAGGGUAUACGAGAAAUGGGAAUGGAGAACAAGCUCUUAGUAUGUUUCUGAACAUGACAAGAAAUUCUGUACAGCUUGAUGAUUUAGUAGCAGGAGCAGUGCUUCAUGCUUGUGCUAGCUUAGCAAUGCUAGCUCAUGGAAGAAUGGUCCAUGGUUGUCUCAUUCGCCAUGGUUUAGACAAGUAUUUGUAUGUUGGAAACAGCUUGGUUAAUAUGUAUGCAAAAUGUGGGGACAUGGAAGGUUCAGGGCUUGCAUUUCACGGCAUUCUUAAGAAGGACCUGGUUUCUUGGAAUUCAAUGCUGUUUGCAUUUGGACUGCACGGGCAGGCUAAUGAGGCUAUAUGCUUGUACAGAGAAAUGGUGGCCUCAGGUGUGAGACCUGAUGAAGUAACCUUCACAGGGCUGCUAAUGACUUGCAGCCACUUGGGGCUUAUAAAUGAAGGCUUUGCAUUCUUUCAAUCAAUGAGUUUGGAAUUUGGACUUUCCCAUGGAAUGGAUCAUGUGGCAUGCAUGGUGGAUAUGCUUGGUCGAGGAGGGUAUGUAGCAGAAGCAAGUAGUUUAGCUAUUAAGUAUUCAAAUUCACACAAUGCUAGGACCAAUUCAUGCGAGAUUCUACUAGGAGCAUGUUGUGCACAUGGAGAUUUAGGAACCGGGAGCUCUGUAGGAGAAUAUCUAAAGAAUUUGGAACCUGAAAAAGAGGUUGGCUAUGUAUUGUUGUCAAAUCUUUAUUGUGCAAGUGGGCAGUGGAAGGAAGCAGAGAUCGUUCGGAAGGCAAUGCUGGAUCAAGGGGUGAAGAAAGUGCCUGGUAGUAGUUGGAUUGAGAUAAGAAACGAAGUGACUGCUUUUGUAUCUGGAAACAAUUCAUAUCCCUACAUGGCUGACAUAUCUAAGAUACUAUGCUUUCUUGAAUUAGAAAUGAGACAUACAUGGCCUAUUCAUUUUAAUAUUGAAGGAUCUUUAUAGACCAGUGAACCAU